Thlaspi arvense is the source of this 824-nucleotide messenger RNA. The record is from the annotation of a GenBank genome assembly. NCBI's taxonomy places the organism in Eukaryota, Viridiplantae, Streptophyta, Magnoliopsida, Brassicales, Brassicaceae.
AAAUAAUUAAGACACACAAAAAAGAUAAUCAAGAGUAAGCUUCAUUCAUAUAUCAACCCAGAAAAAAAAUACAAUACUAUAAAGAAGAGUAUCGGAUCAAGAGGUCUAGCAUAUUAUCAAAGAGAGAAAGAGAAAGAGAGAUGGCAAAAGAAAUUCCUUCGAAAUUGGGACUUGUGUUGUUGCUCCUAGUGAUACUUUUGGUCCAAUGCUUUAACGAAUGUGCUCUUGCGUCUCCACAAAAGUUACGCCCAUCAUCAGGAUGGAGAAGAAAGAUGGCACGAGUAAAAUCAUCAAAAAGUGAUCGAGGUAGUGGAGGUGGACCUGGUGGCGGCUAUCAUUUGCCAUUGCCCCCACCUCCACCACCGCCUUCACCAUUUCUGAUGUGGCCGCCAUCAUCAGAGCAACUACCAUUGCCGUGAUUCGAAGAGAUACAAGCUUCUACAGAGCGUCAACCCAAGAUACAUCUUUCUUGGUCGCUGUGAAUGCAACUUAAAAUGUUAAGAUUAUAGUUCAUAAUCAUUAUUCUCUGCACUUUUAUGGUUUUAUUAAUAAAGAGUUUACAUUUACGGUUUAUUCAAUGUUUGAUCUGAUUUGAUCUGGUUGAUAUAAUGCGGAAAGAGCUUUCCCCUCCGAAGGGUUAUUAUAUACGAAAGAGAAAUGUCCUAGAAGAGAAAUUAGUUAGACUGAUUAUUGAAUAUUUGUAAGAUAGAAGUGUAUUUGCUAGUUUGCUGGCUGUGAAUUGAACAUAAAGGGACAAGACAAGUCAUUGUAUCGACAAGUAAAAAAAGAAGAGAUUUGUUACAAGAAGAAAAAACUAUAGUGUG